Centruroides sculpturatus (bark scorpion) is the source of this 654-nucleotide messenger RNA. RefSeq lists its product as uncharacterized. The coding region runs from base 11 to 469 and encodes 152 amino acids. The transcript is spliced from 2 exons. Lineage: Eukaryota; Metazoa; Arthropoda; Arachnida; Scorpiones; Buthidae. The record is from RefSeq and is a predicted model, not a curated record.
UCCGCGAAACAUGCAAAUUUCUUGCCAGGCGUGUGGAUUGUUGGUAGAAGACGAGAAAAUGCUUGGCUUAGUUGUGUUCGUAUCGGAAGUUGUUUAUUUUGCCUGUUGCAAACUUGGCAUUUGUGCAUGUUCCGACGAAAAGACAGGGGUUUCGAGCAAACUUCUUACUGAGAAGAAUCGAGAAGAAUCGGCUGAAUUAUCAUCGGACCAAGCCAGACCCUGUUCGGUAUGGGAAGUUACGCGUUUUGGUAAGAAAAGAAAGACCAGCAUAAACGAAAAUGACUCUUUAUUGGAAAGAGCCGGCCAGGAAAUAAUAGCGAUGAAACGUUGUUUACGAGAUAUUUCGAAACAACACGAAGAAAUGGAAAAUAUAUUAAAAGAGGGCGAUAGCAAAUUGGUAACAAUGCGUCAACAACUGGUUGUUUUGCAUCGUCGGAAUGCGUUAGCUGAUACGGCAUCGAAAAGCUGAAAAAAUGCUUUUAUACAAUAUAUUCUUGGAUCGAAAAGCCUUCGGCGUGCUGUUCGAAAUGUAAAGCCUAUGGAAAUAGUUUAAAUUCGGUAUUAUAAUAUUUUAAAAAUCUGCGAAAACAUUAAAAUUGAAAAUUCUGGAUGGCAAUGUAUGGAAAGUUAAUGUAAUAUUUUAACAAUAAUUUU